Molecule: messenger RNA, 3242 nt
Organism: Amyelois transitella
Lineage: Eukaryota; Metazoa; Arthropoda; Insecta; Lepidoptera; Pyralidae
Product: probable peroxisomal acyl-coenzyme A oxidase 1
Exons: 13
Coding region: 1180-3186 (668 amino acids)
Biological process (GO): lipid homeostasis; fatty acid beta-oxidation using acyl-CoA oxidase
Cellular component (GO): peroxisome
Molecular function (GO): acyl-CoA oxidase activity; FAD binding; fatty acid binding
Source: RefSeq, a predicted model, not a curated record
ACGUGACUAUAUAUAUCUAUGUAUGUAUUAGUUUGAGGUGCAUAAGAUAGAAGAUGAUUCAUAAUUGGUAUUUCAAAAGAAAUUCUACAAUGCCUGUCUCAGGAGGGCAUAGUACAGAGUUUAUUAUUUUUUACGCUAAACCAAAAAAAGCGAAACUUUGAACUUUGUACCUACUCAGAAUGAUUGCUUGCCACUAGUAUUUCACGUUUAGCUCAAAUUAACUUGUAAAGAUAUAGCCUUGGAUUUUAUGAAUAAGAAGAUAUCCAUUUUAUUUUUUUAUGUUUCCAGUAACAUUAAAGUUUAUUAGAAACAUAUAAAAUACAUGAUAUAGCAUAAACAUACAUAUAGGUACCUACCUAAUCAUGUCUAUAUCCGUUGGGGGGUAAACAAAGCCAAAAGUUUCAAUAAAUAAGACCACGUUCAGCUGCUUGGCUUAAUGAUAGAAUUGAUUUACAAAUAGUGACAGGUUGCUAGCUCAUGAAUCCGAAGUUUAUAAGCCUAUCCCUUAAUCGCCUUUAAUGUUAAUGUCCUAGGUAAUUAUUUGGUAGCUUAUUAACUUGAUCUUUAGCCAAUCUUAAAAAUGUGUGAUUUAUGACUAAUGUAUUUGCCCCCUAUAUAAAGGUAUAGUUAUUUAUUUAAUCUACCUCUUUAUUGUAAUGUAUAUAAUCAUCAAGAACAUACAUACAUAUGGUCACGUCUAUGUCCCUUGCAGGAUAGACAGAAAAGACUGAAUGGCCACGUCAGCUAUUUGGCUUAAUGAUAGAAUUGAGAUUCAAAUAGUGACAGGUUGCUAGCCCAUCGCCUAAAAAGAAUCCCAAGUUUGUAAGCCUAUCCCUUAGUCGCCUUUUACGAUAUCCACGGGAAAGAGAUGGAGUGGUCCUAUUCUUUUUUGUAUUGGUGCCGCGAACCACACGGCACCAAGAACAUUGAUUAUUAAUUACAAACAGUAAAAGUAAAAUUCUAACGCUUUCUAAAUUACUGUAUUGCUUAACCCGUCAUGCAAGACUGGUCCAGUACGUAUGAGGUCCACCUAAGUAACAUAAUAAGGCGAGAUGUAAAUCAAACAGUGCAAAGUUUAAUACGUGAACAUUGGACUAUUGUUAUCUCAACAAUAAAAUAUAUCAACACCAGUUUACUGUCGGUAUUGUCAUAAUAACUGUGUUAGUGGAAGCCUCCAACAUGAUAGGACAAAAAGUGAACGAAGAUUUAGUCAAAGAAAGAAAUAAGUGCACAUUUGAUGUGGAAGAAUUGAUACAUUUUGUGGAUGGAGGCAAAGAGAAUACGGUGCAAAGAAGGGAACUGGAGGAAAGACUUUUUUCCAAUAAGGAUUUAAAAGAUGAUGUACCAGUAGACUAUUUGAGCCACAAGGAAAAGUAUGAAAAUGCCGUCAAGAAAGCCUGUAUCGUAACUGAAAUUAUAAACGAGCAUCGGAAACAAUAUCCAUAUAAUAUUUUGAAGCUCAAUAACGUGUAUAGACCAGCAACUGUUGGAGUCCUCAAGAAUGUAUCACCGUUUUUGCUCCAUAACGGCAUGUUCGUCCCUACUAUCAUGGGCCAAGGCACGCCGGAACAGCAGGAGGAAUGGCUGCCCAAAGCCACGGCUAUGAAAGUCAUUGGUACAUACGCGCAGACUGAGUUAGGACACGGAACGUUCUUGAGAGGUCUGGAGACCACGGCGACUUAUGAUCCAACGACAGAAGAAUUUGUAAUAAACACUCCCACGCUGACUGCUUACAAAUGGUGGCCAGGAGGAUUGGCCCACACGACCAAUUACUGCAUCGUCGUUGCCCAACUUUACAUCAAAGACAAGUGUCUAGGAGUCCAUCCGUUCAUUGUCCAGCUUCGAGAUUUAGAAACGCACCAGCCUUUGCCCGGUAUUAAAUUGGGGGAGAUCGGACCCAAACUGGGAUUUCAGACGGCCAACAACGGGUUCCUGGCUUUUGACAAUGUGAGGAUACCGAGGAAGAAUAUGCUGAUGAAGAAUUCGCAAGUCCUGAAGGAUGGCACAUUCGUAAAAUCUCAGAACGACAAGCUUACGUACGGCACGAUGGUGAUGGUCAGGGUGACCAUCGUCAGAGACGCCGCCUACUGCCUGGCCUCGGCCUCCACCAUCGCCGUGCGAUAUGCGGCCGUCAGGCACCAAUCACAGCCCAAACCCAACGAACCAGAACCGCAGAUAUUGGAUUAUUUGACACAACAGCACAAACUUUUCAUUCACAUCGCGACCAGCCACGCUUUCAGAAUCGUCGGCGACUGGCUGUGGGACACCUUCGUCCAGGUCAACUUGGACAUGAGGAAAGGGAACAUGGACCAAUUGCCGGAGUUACAUGCUUUGGCCUGCUGUCUGAAAGCAGUUUCAAGUCUCGACGCGUCUCUAGGAGUGGAACAGUGUCGUUUAGCUUGUGGUGGCCAUGGAUACAUGGCGUCUUCCAACUUCCCGGUUUUAUACGGUCUCAUAACUGCCUCUGUGACUUAUGAGGGGGAGCAUACUGUGCUGUUAUUGCAGACUGCUAGAUAUUUAGUCAAAGCAUGGAAGCAGACAUUGGAAGGAAAAGCUAUGACCCCCACGGUAUCCUAUCUCCUGGACUAUUUCAAAUCUAACAGGAAUCAAUGGGAGAAUACUCCGCAACGCAUCGUAAUAGGUUUCCAAGAAGUUGCAGCUGGGAAAACAAAAGCGGCUUGUGAAACAAUAGAGAAGUAUGUGAACGCCGGCAAUGAUUAUGAAGACGCUUGGAAUUUGGCUUCAGUACAACUUGUCAGUGCUAGUGAGGCUCAUUGCAGGGCGAUCAUUUGUAAUAUCUUCCUGAGUGAAAUUCAACGUCUCUCGACAACUUUUUCACAGAAUUUGGCAAUAGUAAUGCAGCAAUUAGUAGAGUUAUACUUGGUUUACUGGACUCUGCAAAAGACUGGUGACUUGUUGGAGUAUUCAUCUAUUUCCAAAGCGGAUAUUGCCGUUUUGAGGAAUAGGUAUGAAGAAUUAUUGACACUCAUCAGACCCAAUGCUGUGGGCCUCGUCGACGGGUUCGGCAUUAGAGAUGAGACGUUAGGGUCAGCCCUGGGUUCGUACGACGGUCGUGUGUAUGAGAGACUGAUGGAAGAGGCUCUGAAGAGUCCGCUCAACGCGCAGCCCGUCAACGAUAGCUUCCACAAGUAUCUCAAGCCUUUCAUGUCAAAGGCAAAACUGUGAUUAUGUGAUAUAAAAUGUUGUUUACUUUUUCAAUAAAAUAUUAUUUUGAACAUUAA